GGGUAAUGAGUUGUGUGUACUAGCUAACCAGGCCCGUGUUGUUGUCGACGUGGGGGGCGGGAGCACCGUGAAUCGGUCCAAGUCGUUCGAGGUCUGUGCCGGUGAUGGGCGAUGUGACACACGCACUCUCCUUCUGACUUGAGCUUUGGAUUUCUUUCUUUGGGUACACCUCGUGGACUCAAAGCGGUCUUUCUAUUAAAUCUUGCAGCUAGCACUAGCUCGGGUAAGGCAUAACGAGAACUACUGUUUUUCCAAAGCUGGUAUUUUGGGGACAGGUCUUUCAAAGGUGACCUUUCCGGCAUAUUCUGUGGGCGACGCCGUCAACCAUCCAAUCUGUUAUUUUUCUGAGGAGGCAACCCGGCUUGUCUCCGUUGACACUUCACCACAGAAACCCGAUAGUCAGGGCAGUUCCUCGCUGGCUAGAUAAUUGCGUCCGUUCUGGUCCCAUUGUUGGAAGUGCGUACUUUCCCUCCAGAUUUCAAGGGGUUAUCUUGUACAAAAGUUACCCAUCACUGGCGUGUAUAAUUUUUGUAUGAAUCAGACUUGACCCAUUCGUUGGUUGUUGAACACACUGUGGAAUUCCUGCACGUGGUGGUACGUAAACAUCCCGAAGGGAACCGUGUUUUGCGGGUUGUGUUUUCACGCAGCGAAUUGACAAGUCCGAUUUCCCCAUGACCCAUCUGGAUAGCAUGGCCGCGGCGAUGUCUUCAUCUCCACCGAUUCACAGCCAGCACGCCGGCGGGGCACAACACCCUCAUCACGCUCAACCACCCCCGGCCAGCCAACACGGGCAGCACGGUCAACCCUCCCCGGUCCAACAUCAGGAGCAGCCCCUGCCUCCCCUUUCCGGUCCGCACGCCCCGCUGGCGGAACAAACUACCCGGGGUAGUGUCAGCGGGGACACCCAGCUUCACAUGGACUCUCACUCCCCUAACGGCCAUCCCGCCGACACGGAUAAAUCCCCGGCCAAGAAGAACGGCGGAGCAGGGAUAAGACGGCACGAGAAGCCUCCGUACUCGUACAUCGCCUUGAUCGUCAUGGCAAUCCAAAGCUCGCCAACCAAACGUUUGACUCUCAGCGAAAUCUACCAGUUUCUCAUGCAGAGAUUCCCCUUCUUUCGCGGCCCGUACCAGGGCUGGAAAAACUCGGUCCGUCACAACCUGUCGCUGAACGAGUGCUUCAUCAAACUGCCCAAGGGUCUGGGCCGACCGGGGAAGGGGCACUACUGGACCAUCGACCCGGCCAGUGAAUUCAUGUUCGAGGAGGGAUCGUUCCGGCGGCGGCCUCGCGGAUUCCGCCGCAAGUGCCAGGCGUUGAGACCUCCCUACGCCAUGAUGAACAACAUGGGCAUGCCCGGUAUGCUGGGCGGAUCGCACCUGGAAAUGUUCCCGCAGAAUUCCCCUGGUGCCUACCCAAAUCAUGCCAACAUACAGUGUGGUAUGAACAACAUGAACUCGGCCAGUAUGGUGGACACUAACAUGAACAUGGGCAUGAUGAUGCCCCAGGUUUCCUCCCAGAUUACCGGUAACUUGACAAGCUCCUGCUCGGUCAACUCUGCCGGGUACAUGGCUAAUUGUACGGCGGACUAUGCCUCGGUGGUAACAACCACAUCGUCCCCUACCCCGGUCAGUAUGUACAUGAACACAGUAGUGGACAAUCUCUCAUCCUAUCCGACCUGGGGACCUGGACCGAAUGGUCGGUACAUCAAGCAGCAGAUGUCAGAUUGUGACGGUGGUGGUUCAUCUCCCGCCCAAGGCAUGCAGCAGCAGCAGCCGCAACAACAGCAGCAGGUCUCUACAGGAGAUCACAGCCAGUACCUGACACCUCACCAUGGCGUACAAGAGUCUAUGGACAUGCAGCACGCCAGUCUCCAAGGAAUGCGGAAUGUGAUUCAAUCGGAUAUGAGCGACUCCUGUGAUCGGAAGGGCUUCUUGAUGUCCGCUCAGAUACAGCAGACGAUGCAGGGCAACUACUACGACAAGUGUGCUAUCUAAAUUACCGGAACGGACGGGUUGGGUCGAUCGACAAGCACCCAACAACAUCAACAGCAUGCAGCAACGACAAGGGAGUUUUUCCCCGGGAGGGUCUCCUCACUGUGCCCCGGUACGUGUCGAGCCAGCACGCGCCGGUGUCACUUGAAUCGUGCCAACGUACGCACGGACUGCCCGCCAACUUGUAACAAAGAUGGAUAAACUCAUGCGGACGGAGGAGAGACAAUGUUUUAAUUUACUAAUUGUCCAGUCGCGUGAAAAUGCAGAAAAUUCAACGUGGUUGAAGAACAUGCACAUUACGUACGUACAGAGAGCUCAGAAUGGCACAUGAGGUUACUGGGAACUUUAAAGACUCUUUCAUAUUUAAAGGAACAUGGUCCAAAAUCAAUGCCUGAUGAGUAACAGGGGGAAGUUUUCUCCAAGAAGAUCUGUCUUGCAUUUAAAAAUAUUCCAGUGACUACAAUAAUUGAGUUCAAUUCCUCGCUGUUUCAUUAGAUUAUAAAUAAGCACGGUUACCAACGGAAACUGGUAUACUGACGGGUGCGAGAGGGUUGAAAUAUAGGAACAAAUUGAUCUCGAACUCUCUAAAAAGCACCAAGAUUCACUGUUCAAUCGAAAACAGCUCCUCACUAUAAGCCUAUGUGGAAAUUAACCUGGCUGUAUGGAACGAACUUUUCGAUUGGUUAUAAUACAAUACUCCGUUUUAGACCAAUAAAUAUCUUUUUGAAAUUUGCAUCGCAUUCCGGGUUUGGAUGACAAACAUUGCAAGCUUACAACGAAAGCACAAUCCAUGAGUGAUCCAGUCAAAUUUUGGGGGCGGUAUUUUUUCUUUCGAUUUUCUAAAAUGAUUGAUCAUCAUUUCUGUUAUGAAAAAUACUGUAAUUAAAAAUAAAUAUUUUAAAGCUUAAAAAGAAGAAAAGAAAUGAUAUUGGAUAUAUAUUUUAAGGGUACCAGUCACCAGGCACGGAAGAUCAAAUGUAAUUGGACGGUGUUGACUGAGGGAGGUUUUAAUCCUGAUUCUGGUAAGCUAAAUAGCCUCUUCCAGUUACAGGGUAGUAAGGAAUCCUAAAAUGUCAAUGACCUUAAUUAAUUAAAUCGGCUUCUAUGCAAAACUGACGAGGAGUAAUCAAAUGAAAAAUGUAACUGGUUCACGGUGUAUAAAUUGCCUGGUAUAAUUAUGUGUGUCAUCAAAACCCAGAAUGCAUUGCGAAUACCAAACAGGUUAAAUCUUUUUUUCUUUGGAACGAAUUCCAUCGUUGUCAUUUUCAUGGGUAAAUAACACCCUCCUUUUUGUGAAUAUUCAAUGUUUUAAUACUUGUUAUAGUUGUUUGAUUAUACAAAAUACCAAAGGUUGUGACUGCUUUUUGCAUUUUGGUUGGCACAGGACGACUAGUAAUCGAGGCAAAUUAUGUAGUUCAAGGCGAAUACGGAUUUUGCCUGGUACUUAGCCGGGCUGGUCAUGGCGGCCAUAUUGGAUGCUCGGAAAAAUCACUGACCAGGAAAACAAAACAGAAGUUUAUAGGUGAUGAUAACACGAAGAACAUUGAGCUCCCAUUUUGGUGUUAACUCACCGGGUACCAAUUCAACUUUUUGUGUGGGAUAGUAGUUAUAGUUAAGGAACCGUUGUAGAUUCGAGGAAAAGGGUCAAUAUUGGUGUGAGGAGGCCACAAACUCUUAUUAUGCAGGUACCGCAAUUCUGCACGAAAGGCCAUCAAGAACCCAGAACAAAACGUUACUGGUACUAGCAAUACGGUCGUUCUUUUAAACGUUUUAUUUUGCAGCUAAAAGCCAAUUGAAUGAAAUUUGAGCUAAAAGCAUUCAGAUAUACGCCGGCUUAUAUAGUGGCAAUGUCCGAGCUGCACAAAUUUGAAAGGCAUGCAUGCCAGAUUAUGAUUUUCCAAAUUAUGAUAAUUUUGGGGGGAUAGGCAAACGUAACAUCAUUAUAUAUAGACAAAAAGCUCAGAUGAAAACAAAUUUAACACAGAAAUAGAACAUUUCUAACAAAUAUUAUUGGUGUUAAUUAUCAACAAUUUUGUACGGCAUCCAGAAAAUUAAACUUAUUCAUUAAUCCAAUAAAAGAAAGGGUUUUAUUUUGAAGGAUAUGAGAGGUGUUAUGCAUAAAGUUACCACAAUAGUUACCACUAGAGAGAUUUGUACUCUGGGGCCUUGAAAAAUUGCCGACACCGCACCACUUUCAAAUUCCGAAGGUUGUAUAAUAUAAAUAAAAACAUGUCGGUGUAUGAAAUAAUAAAUUCAAUUCGUAACAAUUUGAAUAAACUGUCAUUCUUUAUGAAAGACGUUCACGCCAACUGCGUUGAACAGGGAGAUGAAAGGAAUAAUAUUAAUAUUCCCUCAAGGUGGGUUUUUUAACUAGAAAGUCCUAUUUGAUCAGAUAGAUUGACCAAAUUUUCUUUGUUUGUACUUUGUGUGAUUGUGACUUGUAUACAUCGUGGUGAGAUGUUCUGUAUAUAAUGAUGGAAUGGACUCAGCAGCUUAUAUGGUUAAUAUUGUAUUAAUGGUAAUAAUUAUUAUUUGUAUCUCGAUGGAUUUAAUGUGGUUAUAGUGAUGGCGUGAAUACUGUAGAUCCCAAUAAAAAAAUGAAAGUGAUCAUUUUAA
Patiria miniata (bat star) is the source of this 4607-nucleotide messenger RNA. RefSeq names its product forkhead box protein F1-B-like. NCBI's taxonomy places the organism in Eukaryota, Metazoa, Echinodermata, Asteroidea, Valvatida, Asterinidae. Gene Ontology annotation, cellular component: nucleus. The transcript has 2 exons. Gene Ontology annotation, biological process: animal organ morphogenesis; regulation of transcription by RNA polymerase II. The record is from RefSeq and is a predicted model, not a curated record. Bases 672 to 1994 code for a protein of 440 amino acids. Gene Ontology annotation, molecular function: DNA-binding transcription factor activity, RNA polymerase II-specific; RNA polymerase II cis-regulatory region sequence-specific DNA binding.